This is a messenger RNA of Nelumbo nucifera (sacred lotus), 2962 nucleotides long. Its product is annotated as linoleate 13S-lipoxygenase 2-1, chloroplastic. The record is from RefSeq and is a predicted model, not a curated record. Gene Ontology annotation, molecular function: metal ion binding; protein binding; oxidoreductase activity, acting on single donors with incorporation of molecular oxygen, incorporation of two atoms of oxygen. NCBI's taxonomy places the organism in Eukaryota, Viridiplantae, Streptophyta, Magnoliopsida, Proteales, Nelumbonaceae. Gene Ontology annotation, biological process: lipid oxidation.
CUAUCGAUUUUCAAAUAUUUUUCACGUGCAAUCCCCAAAUCCUUCCAUAUAAACCACUGAAAUCUUCACUCCACAACCACCACCACCACCAGCACCAAGCUGGUAACCACCCCACCGGAUUUAGGCAUUCAGCCACAACCCAUUAUCUUCUUCAACAUUCUGCAGCAAUAAGCAAAGAUGUUGAAGACUCAGGUGCAUCAGUUGGAGUCGACCAAUCGGCCCCUGUUUUUGUUGCAGAAGUCCUUCUUCUCCAGCCAUGGAAGCGCUUCACUGCAAGUAGGACGAGGGCCUUCUCUCCAUAAACAGCACAAGAGCUCUGGUGCUCGUGCUAGAUCCCUCUCUAGUAAGAUAAGGGCAAUUUCCACCUCGACCACCGAUGCUUCUACUAAAACUAGUAAGAACAUCACGGUUAAGGCCGUCGUUACGGUGCAGCCAACCGUGGGUGGAGUGCUGUCGAACCUCGGCCUGGAGCGAGGGCUCGAUGAUAUAACAGAUUUGCUUGGUAAAACUCUCCUUUUGGAGCUCGUUAGCUCAGAGCUUGAUCCACAGACGGGGACGGAGAAGGAGACGAUCAAGGGGUAUGCACAUACAGUAAGCAAAAAUGAUGAGGGGUUCAAGUACGAGGCCAACUUCAAGGUUCCGGCGAGUUUUGGGGAAGUAGGCGCAGUUUUCGUGGAGAACGAACACCACAAAGAGAUGUUCCUCAAAAACAUUGUUCUUGAUGGCUUUUCUACUGGCCCUGUUAACGUUAACUGCGAGUCUUGGGUUCACAGCAAGUUUGACAACCCACAGAAAAGGAUCUUCUUCACUAACAAGUCCUACUUGCCAUCCCGGACGCCUGAUGGUCUGAAGAGGCUGAGGGAGAAGGAGCUGCAGAUCUUACGAGGCGAUGGAACAGGGGAACGCAAGACUUUUGAGAGGAUCUAUGACUAUGACAAAUAUAACGAUCUCGGAGAUCCCGACAAGAGCGAUGAUCUGGCUCGACCAGUUCUGGGUGGUAAGAAGCACCCAUACCCUAGGCGUUGCAGAACAGGGCGUGAGCGUUGCAAGAAAGACCCAAAUUCAGAGCAACGUAGCAGUACUGUUUAUGUGCCAAGGGAUGAAACGUUCUCGGAAGUGAAGCAGUUAAGCUUCUCGGCAAAGACUUUAAAAUCAGUGCUACAUGCUCUGCUUCCUCAGAUUGAGAUGUCGCUCAUUGAUACCAGCCUUGGCUUUCCAUACUUCACAGAAAUAGACUCUCUCUUCAAUGAAGGGUUUAACAUUAAAACCCCUAAUAAAGGAAUUUUCAGUCUGCUUCUACCAAGGCUGGUCAAGGCUAUAGAAGAUGGAGGAGACGAACUUCUCCAAUUUGAGGUCCCUGAAAUGAUACUUAGAGACAAGUUUUCUUGGUUCAGAGAUGAGGAAUUUGCACGUCAGACUCUGGCUGGUCUUAACCCCUUAAGCAUUCAGUUGGUCACGGAAUGGCCAUUGAAGAGUAAACUCGACCCUAAAAUUUAUGGCCCACCAGAGAGUAAAAUCACAAAAGAAAUUGUUGAGCGAGAGAUCAAAGGCAUAAUGACCAUUGAAGAGGCCAUAAAGCAAAAGAAACUGUUUGUGUUAGAUUAUCAUGAUUUGCUCCUGCCUUAUGUGAACAAAGUAAGAGAGCUAGAAGGAACAACACUUUAUGGAUCUCGAACAUUGUUCAUGCUUACACACGAAAACACAUUAAGACCAUUAGCCAUUGAGCUCACUCGGCCACCCACCCAAUACAAGCCUCAGUGGAAGCAAGUGUUCACACCUAGUUGGGAUGCCACUAAUUGUUGGCUAUGGAGGCUAGCUAAAGCCCAUGUUUUGGCCCAUGAUUCUGGCUAUCACCAACUUGUCAGUCACUGGCUGAGGACUCAUUGUUGCACGGAGCCUUACAUAAUCGCAGCAAAUCGACAAUUAAGUGGAAUGCACCCAAUCUAUAGAUUGUUGCUACCUCAUUUUCGAUACACAAUGGAGAUCAAUGCUCUUGCCCGUGAAUCACUCAUCAAUGGAGGCGGUAUCAUUGAGAGUGGCUUCUCUCCAGGCAAGUAUUCUAUAGAGCUGAGCUCUGCGGCCUAUGACCAGCUCUGGAGAUUUGACAUGGAGGCUUUGCCUGCAGACCUCAUUAGAAGAGGAAUGGCAGUUGAGGAUCCAACAAGCGAUCAUGGUGUAAAGUUGACAAUCGAGGACUACCCUUAUGCAGCAGAUGGUCUUGUGGUUUGGUCAUCCAUCAAGCAAUGGGUGAGUGACUAUGUGAAUCACUACUACCCGGAAGCCAGCCUAAUUGAAUCCGACCAAGAACUCCAGGGAUGGUGGACCGAAGUGCGAACCAAGGGCCAUGAGGACAAGAAAGAUGAGCCAUGGUGGCCAGUCCUCAAAACUCAGGAUGAUCUUAUCCAGAUAUUGACUACUAUCAUCUGGGUUGCCUCUGGUCACCAUGCUGCUGUAAACUUUGGUCAGUAUGGAUUUGCCGGCUACUUCCCUAACCGGCCAUCUAUCGCCAGGACAAACAUACCCACUGAAGAACCAACAGAAGCAGAGUUCAAGCAAUUCCUCGAGAAACCAGAGCUUGCUCUCUUGCGUUGUUUCCCUUCAAAAGUUCAAGCAACCAAGGUGAUGGCUAUCUUGGAUGUGUUGUCAAGCCAUUCAGUAGAUGAGGAAUAUAUGGGGGCUACAAUGGAGCCAUCGUGGUCUGAGGAUCCAAUAAUAGCAGCAGCAUAUGAACGUUUUAGUGGAAGAAUGAUGGAGCUGGAAGGGAUUAUUGAUGCAAGGAAUGCAGAUUUGAAGUCGAAGAAUAGAACAGGUGCUGGUGUCGUGCCCUAUGAGCUUUUGAAGCCAACCUCUAAGCCUGGAGUAACAGGAAUGGGUAUUCCCAACAGCAUCUCUAUUUAAAAUUGGAUCAUGUACGUCAAUCUUGUAUGUUUUAAUGUGAUAAUAAAGCUGCAUUUGGAAACAA